Molecule: messenger RNA, 2955 nt
Organism: Amborella trichopoda
Lineage: Eukaryota; Viridiplantae; Streptophyta; Magnoliopsida; Amborellales; Amborellaceae
Source: RefSeq, a predicted model, not a curated record
UUCACGAAAAUCUUUCAAAAGGCGCGCUUUAACCUUCUCUCCAUUUUCUCUCUCUACAUUCCAACUCCUCUCCACCCCCACUCUGCAAACAUCCUUUCAUGGCUCAGCCUGUGGAAGCCAUGAUAUCCAAAACCCACCUACUCAUUCAUGGAGCAGAGGCUUACUUCAUUGCUUCUCAAUAGCAAGAAACCAGCCAAUUUAAAGAAAACCCAUGCUUUAGUCAUCGUCCAUGGCCACUCGAGCCUCCUUCUCUGGAACGCCAUUAUCAGAGCUUAUGCACAUAACAAGCUCAUCACUGAUGCAUUCAUGGUGUACAGGCACAUGACCCAGGUACCAUCUCUGAAACCCAAUAGCCUUAGCCUCACAUUCCUUCUCAAUUCUUGCAGAAACCCUAGUUUCCUUGGCCAUGGCAGAGCCAUCCACUCCUGUAUCCUCAAAACCCAAUUCAAACCCAAUCUCUUCACCCUUAAUAUAAUGCUGAACAUGUACUUGAAAUGUGGUGAUAUGCGCUCCGCAACCAAAGUCUUUGAUGCAAUGCCUCAAAGAAAUGCGGUUUCUUGGAACUCCAUGAUCUCUUCGCAAAUCGCGAUUGGAGAGGUCGAAAAUGCAAGAAAGCUUUUUGAUGCCAUGCCCAAGAAAACCAUCAUCUCUUGGACCUUGAUGAUAUCAGGCUAUGCCAAGGUGGGGAACAUGGGUUCAGCUCGAUUCUUGUUGGAUCGAAUGCGUUUCAAAAACUUGAUAUCAUGGAAUUCAAUAAUAGCUGGUUACGUUAGGAACUUUUGUUAUGAUGAUGCUUUGAAAGUGUUUAGAGAGAUGCUAACAACUGGUCUUGAACCUGAUGAGAUCACAUUUUUAGCUGUUCUCCCUGCUUGUGCCUGUCUAGGCUCAGUGGAUCUUGGCCGAUGGGUCGAUGCAUAUUUGGACAAAAGAGAUUUCAAGUUAACUUUGGCAAUUGGUAAUGCACUAAUGGACAUGUACGCUAAAUGCGGAGACAUUGAGAGCGCAAAACGAGUGUUUCAACGCAUGCCUGAAAAGUGUGUAAUUAGCUACACCACCAUUGUUUCAGGGUUUGCUAUGAAUGGAAAGAGUGAAGAAGCCUUGGCUCUCUUUGAGACCAUGGCUAAUAAAGGGAUUGAGCCUGAUGAUGUUAUCUUCAUUUCCCUUUUAUCCGCAUGCUCCCAUUCAGGGUUGGUCGAUCAUGGUUGUCAGAUUUUCGACCGGAUGGUGAGAGAAUUCAAAAUCAAGCCAAGGAUUGAGCACUACGGGAGCAUGGUUGAUCUCUUGGGCCGUGCUGGAUUGUUGCAGGAAGCACUCGAGUUCAUUCAUAAAAUGCCUAUGAAGCCUAACGCUGUGAUAUGGGCCACUUUGCUUGCAUCUAGCAAGAUUCAUGGGAGUCAAAAUCUCGCUGAUAUUGCGACAAAGAAUAUCCGAGAAUUGGAGCCUGAUAAUUCAGGCUACCAAGUUCUUGUAUCGAAUGUUUAUGCAGCCACUGGGUUGUGGGAUGAUGUAAGGAGUUUGAGAACAAGGAUGAGAGAGAUGCAAAUGGCUAAGACACCAGGUUGUAGCUUGAUUGAGGUAAAUAAUUCUGUUCAUGAAUUUUUGUCUGGAGACAGGACCCAAUUCCAAUUUGAGGAUAUCUACUCUAACUUAGAAUGGAUUGAGUGAGAAAUCCAAAGUGGUAGACCUUUUUCCAAGCUUAAGGGCUCUGCAAUGCUCAUUUGGACAAUAUUUACAUGGUGUAUGUGGAGGCUCAUUCACAUCUUUGAAGAAAUUUUCAGCCUCUGCCUGCCAAUACACACUGCUGGUGACAUACAUGGCGCAAGGAGAAUUCAGAAGCUGACAGUCUCGCUAAGAAGGGAGCACCUUCAGGCAUUCUGGGACCUUUUUGAGCUUUUGUCCCCAGAUGCUUCCAAUCUUUUGGGGGUUUUGUUGGCUGUAUAGCAAUUUUUUGUUUUAAUUUAUUUUGUGCAGAGCGCCCUGUCUGCAGGCGGCACAUAUUUUGUAUCUUUCAUAGCAAUCAAUAUAACAGUAUAACCAUGAACUUUAUUUCAAAUAUAUUGACAAAGUGAAAGAGGUCAAUGUUGCUCUGUGGGUGACAUCUACAAAUACUUCAAGGCUCAAUGUUGCUCAUUUAUGGUUAAGCCUUGCAGGAUUAGUUUGUUCACCUUGCUGCACUUGCUCUCAGAUCAAAGACAGGUAGAGAUCACAUUUUAGCAUGAAUCUCAAGGAUGAGGAAUUGGACUUCCAUGUUAUCUUGAGAAGGUGUAUGUUUCCUCAUGUCAGAAAGCCUAUUGACACAGGCUUGCAUGGUCAUGAGGAAGUAGCAACUGAAUCUCAGACCAAUUUUUUUAUGCUGAGUAGUGGUUGAGUCAAGGAUCCCUUUCUGUUCAUUUGUGGAAGCCCUCGCCCGACAUAGGUACUUGCUUCUGGUUGGUUGGGUCUAUGUGAUUGAGUUCUGUCGAGUAUUCAUUUUCAAAGGCAAGUUCUUGUAUUAAAAAAGGUGCUCUAUGUAUGUGAAGGACAUGGAAAAUGUGAACAAUUUGUUGAAGCACUGCCUUUUCCGGAGUUGAAUUCAGUGUUCAUUUGGCUACCUUGAGAGUUGGGUAGUUCUAACCAGUAGAGGUAGAAAAGGAGCACCAUGAGAGAACAUUGAUUUGGUAAUGUGCAAUUAAUGAAGCAAACAAGGCAAGGGGCUCUUAUCCUCAGGAGUUCAAAGAGUGGAAGAGGAGCUCUUGUCAACGUCAUCAUGACCAAAUCGAUCACCAAAGAAGGAAACCGCCCGAAGGCUUUUUAAGACAAAAUAAUUUUAUUCAGGAGUUUGGUUCUUCUAAGGCAAAGUUUGUUGCCAGCUCCAAUGGGAAUCUGUGGCCAUCUGGUAUAAGAGGCUUUUUCAGGGAUGCAAAAUCGUGAGGUUGUAAGGACUCAUAUUUCCUACAAUAUAUUUUUAGUUCUAAA